AUGCACUCAAUGAAUCCCUUUCUUGCAUGUGUACAAUCACUCCUUACCCCACACCAAGCUAGCCACUAAUGAUGUAGAAGGGUAGUGACGCACACAUGACCCCAUCAGUCUAUAGCCACUCGAGCCCUUGCUUGUGGCUCUGCCCUAAUUGUGCUUCCAACCCACUUGUAUGCCCAACUAGCCAGCAAGUCCCCCUCUUUUUCUAUCAUUUUAUUUUUUAUUUUUUCCUUCAUUUAUCUCAAAAAUAGGAUUAUAAAAAUUAUAUUAAUUUUCAUAAAAUCACAUAAUUUGCUAAAAAAUCACAUUAACCAACUAAAAACUACUAUUCUCUUUAUUAAUUAUUAACUGAUGAUAAUGAAGACUUAUCAACUUCAAAUCUACUUGUAGGCUGACGUGACUCAGUCGUUGUAUGUUAAAUCACGCAAAUAUAAAAUUUAUAAAACUAGAAAAUACGAAUUUUCGGAUAUUUAGAAGUAUUUCUAAAUAAAUAUAUCAAUUAUAAUUCAAUAAAAAUUCCAAAAAUAGCAGUAAUUUUCCAGGUCGAUCACAGGGAUGUAAUAUUUGGUAAUUAUUCAGAAUUUUUCUCAAUGAAUACGAUUUUCUAUGAAUUUUAUACUAGGAAAUAAAAAGGAAAUAUAUUUAAAAUUCACGAAAAAGGGAAAUAAGGGUGCGGGCGUCAGGAUGACGUCAGCACCCGGCGAACGCGAAUCGGGCAGAAACAGAGUUCCGCCCGGCGAUUCUUACGUAAGCGAUUACAGACGAUUUAAUUAAUCAAAUUAAGAUCUGUAAAAGCAGGAAGAAUCGUAAUAGAACAAAGUAUAUUUUGGUAAAUUAAAAUCACAAAAACUAUCACUAAAUGAAGCGUAAAGUAAGUUGAAAGCAGGAAAACAGAGUUCUGGCGUCGCGACGGCGAUGCGUCGGCGAUGCACCGGAAUCCUGAGCGUUCGGGAGGAUCGUCGUGCAGUGUCCACGGCCUCGAAGGCUCUCCUUGGACAAAGACGACGUGGGCAAUCUCUAGAUAAAGCAGGAAAACAGAGUUCCGGCGUCGCGACGGCGACACGUCGGCGAUGCACUGGAAUCCUGAGCGUUCGGGAGGGUCAUCGUGCAGUGUCCACGACCUCGAAGGCUCUCCUUGGACAAAGACGACGUGGGCAAUCUCUAG
Messenger RNA from Spirodela intermedia, 1162 nucleotides. NCBI's taxonomy places the organism in Eukaryota, Viridiplantae, Streptophyta, Magnoliopsida, Alismatales, Araceae. The record is from the annotation of a GenBank genome assembly.